AUGUCAGAUGCUUUAAGUACGCUCCAGCGAUCGGUGCUGGAGAAGUACCGGACGCUGGCAGACUGUCUUCACGAGCUGAACGACACGCUUGUGGAGCUAAAUACAGACUCAGAUACAAACCCGGAGCAGGUGCUCGCCCAGAUGCGUGAAAUCGAAGUCAAGAUAGCGCUGGUCGGUACAUUGCUGAAGGGCAGCGUUUACUCGCUGGUCCUGCAGCGCAAUAUGGGCAAGCAGGCGCCCGGGGGAAAGGCUAAAUAG
Eremothecium gossypii ATCC 10895 is the source of this 258-nucleotide messenger RNA. RefSeq names its product Dad3p (gene DAD3). Gene Ontology annotation, biological process: attachment of spindle microtubules to kinetochore. Gene Ontology annotation, cellular component: mitotic spindle; DASH complex. Bases 1 to 258 code for a protein of 85 amino acids. The record is from RefSeq and is marked provisional. The transcript has a single exon. Lineage: Eukaryota; Fungi; Ascomycota; Saccharomycetes; Saccharomycetales; Saccharomycetaceae.